CCCUUUCCCUCUCCCUCUCCUUGCAACUAAUCACUCCCUUCCAUCGCAUUCCAAUUUGAAGAAGCAGAUUGAGUUCUAGAACUUUCUACCUUUCGAUCCGCCAUGAGGAUGAGCUGCAACGGCUGCCGCGUGCUCCGCAAGGGCUGCGGCGACGCCUGCUCCAUACGCCCCUGCCUCCAGUGGAUCAAGUCGCCCGACGCCCAGGCCAACGCCACCGUCUUCCUCGCCAAGUUCUACGGCCGCGCCGGCCUCAUGAACCUCAUCAGCGCCGCCCCGGACCACCUCCGCCCAGCCGUGUUCCGAUCGCUGCUCUACGAGGCCUGCGGCCGGAUCGUGAACCCGAUCUACGGCUCCGUCGGCCUGCUGUGGUCCGGCACCUGGAACCUGACCCAGGCCGCCGUGGAGGCCGUGCUCAAGGGCGCCCCGAUCGCGCAGAUGCCCUCCGACGCCGCGGCCGCCGCCCCCGCCCUGCCCUUCAAGGCCGUCGGCAGCGACAUACGCCACGUGUCCAAGGCCGACGCGGAGCUGCACAAAGUUAACAAGCCGCGAUCGCGCUUCAAGCGCCACGGCCUCGCGAAGCCCUCCAAAGGGCCGGCCGCACCUCCGGCGGAGUCCGCCACCAACCACAGAGAAGAGGAGGAGGAGGAGGAGACGAUGUCGUCGGCUGCGUCGCACGUGAGCCAGGGCGAGCCCGAGGCGGAAGCGGAGAAGACGGAGGUGGGGCUGGAGCUCACGCUGGGGCUCGAACCGGUUUCGGUGUCGGGCUGCGCGGUCCAAGCAGCGGCGAAGGUGCUCUGCGAUCUGAGCGGCUGGGACGCCGACGCUCGGGCGGCGGAUCUCGACCUGGCGCAGCCGGGAUCGUCUUGAACCUCCACCGUAAUGUGUUUUUAACCUAAAUAAAAAAAAUAGCCGAGAAUUUUGCAAACCAUUUGUUCUCUUCCUUCUUCGCGAUUUUGACCCUUUCUUUUCCAGUAUUACAUAUCACAUCCUCUUUUUCUUCAGUUACUUCCCCUACUUCCCGUGCUUUCCCCUCUUCUCUCCUCUCCUCUUCUCUUCUCUUCUGCGAUGUUCUAUCUUCGAUACCUGAUGUCUAUGGUAGAUCAAUGAUCGAGUGUAGCAUUCUGGUUGUUCACCUUU
Zingiber officinale is the source of this 1137-nucleotide messenger RNA. RefSeq names its product LOB domain-containing protein 40-like. Bases 103 to 867 code for a protein of 254 amino acids. Lineage: Eukaryota; Viridiplantae; Streptophyta; Magnoliopsida; Zingiberales; Zingiberaceae. The transcript has 2 exons. Gene Ontology annotation, biological process: regulation of gene expression. The record is from RefSeq and is a predicted model, not a curated record.